AUGAGUACACACAGUCUUGUUCGGCCCGGUCUCACCACCUCCAUCAUCGGUCACCUUCCAGCGAUAAAACUUCGUCUACGAAAGAAAGUUCCUCUACUGACCUUCCAGGAUGUGCGCCGCGCAAGGAUUCCAUUCUACGAAGCCCUAGCCAGUGAGUUGUACGAGACCGGUUGCGUCAACGCUGCCUUUUUGUUGCUGCAGCUGAUCGAAUACGAGCAUGAUCAGGUACCACAGACAUCCGAUCCAUCAAUCGAGGAGAAACGACUAAAAAAUUCGAAAAAGGAGCUCAACUAUCUGUUCAAAUUCUUGUAUGAAACUGAAGGCCAUAAAAUGAAAGAGCAGUACGAAAACGAGGUGGAAAAUCUGUUGGCAAUCGGUCGUUCCUUUCAAGAUGACAAACUGAAACGCUGGGUCACUCGGCAAUUUUUUUUGGUCAGUUUGGACCGGUGCAAAGAUUGUUGCCUGGAAUCUACACGGGUUGGAGCGUUGGCUAACUAUUACUAUGGAAUGUUUCUACUAAAUGAAGGAAAUCUAGAAGAAGCCGCUAGUGUUCUGGAAUCUGCCAAAGAACAAGCUGCCGGUCAAACUUGGCCGUUAUUUAAACAAAUUGGAUCUGCACUACUGUCCAACGAAAUUUACCAGCAGUUGUUUCUUGUUUAUUCCAAACUAGCCGAACAGUUCGGAAAAACAAACACAGCUAAGUUUGAAAAAUAUAUGCGUUUGAGUCACGCAGCUGCGGUUAACUCGAAUAUUGAUUACGUGUUAUGCGACUCGUACCUGCACUUUGGAGAUUUUUUACUCGAUCGAGGAGAAUAUCGCGAAGCGCUUAGCUGUUAUAAGCAGUCGUCAAAAAUGGCAAAAUCUAUUUUCGCUGCGGAUAAGGUCUGCAAAACGAAUAUCCGUAUGGCUGCCGUACACCGAAGAUUAGAUGAGCCCAAAGAAUGCGUCCAUCUGCUGCAAAUGGUUGACCGAUUGACAGCGCAUGAUAGAACAUCGGAAUGUUACGCUGAAAUGCAGCUGCUGAACGGUGAAAUUCAUUUGGAAAACGACCGUUUGCCGGAAGCAAUCCAUGCACUAAAUACAUCCCGAGAAGCAUACAAACAUUUAAAAAAGGAAGACAAAAUGAUUCAAGCCAGUUGUUUCGGUGCGCUGGCAGCCGGCGAAACCCAUUUUGGACUAUUUGCCGAACUGGUACUGAAAGCCGAAUACCGUGGACGCAUUUCCGACAAUGACAGUCUUUUCAAAGUGCUUCGCUGGAACGAAAAUAGUGAGCCUUUUUGGUGAGUGAAAUCGUUUGUAAAUGGAAUGA
Molecule: messenger RNA, 1309 nt
Organism: Topomyia yanbarensis
Lineage: Eukaryota; Metazoa; Arthropoda; Insecta; Diptera; Culicidae
Exons: 3
Coding region: 1-1284 (427 amino acids)
Molecular function (GO): protein binding
Source: RefSeq, a predicted model, not a curated record